Peronospora belbahrii is the source of this 984-nucleotide messenger RNA. Lineage: Eukaryota; Oomycota; Peronosporomycetes; Peronosporales; Peronosporaceae. The record is from the annotation of a GenBank genome assembly.
AUGAUGAAUUCCAGCAUGGAAAAACAAUGGAAGGAUGAGACGACGACGGAAGAAUGUUUUCACUCGUCUAAAUCAAUUCAACAUUUGCUUGAUAAUAACAAGAAAUGGCGAGAAGAGUUAGUCAAACGUGAUUCCUCUCUUUUUGAUCGUACGGCCGUUGGUCAACAUCCUGAAUAUCUCUGGAUUGGAUGUUCCGAUUCUCGUGUGCCAGCGGAGGAGGUCACGGGAUUAGAUCCUGGUGAGAUGUUUUGUCAUCGUAAUGUUGCAAAUUUAGUCGUAACAAAUGAUAUUAAUGUCCUCUCGGUCGUCCAAUACGCCGUGGAAUCACUUCAAGUGAAGGAUAUUAUUGUCUGUGGUCACUAUGGAUGUGGUGGUGUCAAGGCUGCAAUGGAAAAUAAUCAUAUUGGGAUCUUGGAUACGUGGUUACGUACGAUUCGUGACAUUCAUCGGAACCACAAAGACGAAUUGGAUGCUCUACCAAAUGAUGAUGCACGUUAUCGCCGUACCGUGGAGCUCAAUGUGAAACAACAAUGCCUCAAUAUAUUCAAGAUGAAUGUAAUUCAGCAUCGUCUAGGACGGAUUGAUGAACCCAAUAUCCAUGGUCUUGUCUAUGACAUUUGCACUGGUGGACUCAAGGAGCUUAAGGUUGAUUACCAUGGAUACUUUUCAAAACUUGUGAGUGACGAUAGUCUCCAUGCUUUUCCCGAUGGUGAACCAACAAUGGGUCUCGCCCAUCAACGUCGGAAUGCAAUUCUCGAUCUUGGAGACGGUCUUGAGAAUGAACCGGGUUUGGUUCGUACUCGUUACAUGGCUCGUAUGUUAAAACGUGAGUCGGAUCUCUUUACACCAGAAGAAGUGGAUGAAGCAAUUGAAACGAUCACGAGUCAGAUGGAGGGCGAUCCAAUGAAUUCCUUCCUAAACAUCAAAGACCUCAUUGCGUACUUUGCACCGAUGAAAGCCAAGCAAAUGAUUGAGGAAUGUUAG